UCACAACAUAAAGUAUACAAACUAGACAAACAUGCAUUACAAAUUACAAUUGUUUGUACCAUCUAGCUCGAGGCAUGAAUAAUAAUAUUUGUUGUGUGGGUUGACUCGUUAUCCGUUCGUCUGAUCUCGUCGGGAAGGAAAGAACCUGUGGAAAGCGGAGGAUGCCCCCGGAUUAAAUUCCGACAAUCAAGUCAGUUUGUGUUUAAAGUGAAAGUUGAGAGAACAAGGUAGAGAGAUAAAGUGUAGAGAGAUAGUGGAAAGUGAGGAGAGAGAAGAAGUCCCUCAAUGGAGAGUUUCAUGCCUUUAUAUACUCGUAGCGACGUUCGAGCGGAGCACGUUACCGAUUGAGCGCGCCCUUAUUUAGUCUGCGCGUGGAGUAUUUAGUAACACCCCCAACAAUUGCCCCCCAAGCUGGUGGUGAGUUUCAACUCAUCAAUAGCUUAUUAUUUUUUUAAAUCUUCAUCGGUAAUUUUGGAUGGAGCCCUAUGUACCCUCGGUUGCCCCCCAGCUGGUGGCGCGUUUGGCUGGCGCGGUGCCAGCUUCCUGCGUCAUGCCCCCCAGUUGGUGUAUUUCAUUAAGCCGUUGACCGCUCUUCUAUUGGAAUCUCCAAGGCGCUGAGCAAUUGUUUGUUGAUAAAAUUUCAAGGUAUUGAGCACUCUCCUAUUGGAGUUCUUCACACACACACACACACACACACACACACACACACACACACACACACAAGUGUGUACUCUUUCAUUGGUGCGCUUGUGAUAGCCGCACGAUUACGUUACGGGGUUACCCCGCACGUUUAGUGCCCUUUAUUGGAGAUAGAGGUAGUUGAACACUCUCAUAUUGUAGAUUUAUCAAUGCUCUUAUCGAAGCCUUAUUUGUGUGCUUCAGUCGAGUUUUAUUUGUAGAUUCACCAAUGCUCUUCUUGAAGUCUUAUUGGUGUGCUUCAGUCGAGUCUUAUUUGUAGAUUCACCAAUGCUCUUAUCGAAGUCUUAUUUGUGUGCUUCGGUCGAGUCUUAUUUGUAGAUUCACCAAUGCUCUUAUUGAAGUCUUAUUUGUUUGCUUUAGUCGAGUCUUAUUUGUAGAUUCACCAAUGCUCUUAUUGAAGUCUUAUUUGUGUGCUUCAGUCGAGUCUUAUUUGUAGAUUCACCAAUGCUCUUAGCGAAGUCUUAUUUGUGUGCUUCAGUCGAGUCUUACAUGAAUGGAGGUAGUCGAGCACUCCCAUAUGUCGCUUGAUUGAGUUUCUCAUCUCCCAUGUUGUUUGGUACGUCUUGCCCCCCAUUAGCGCCAUUAACGCUCAUGAAAAAUGAAAAAUUAAUAAUGAUAGAGUACUUAGCUUUACGUUGGCGAAUCGGCGCUUUAAAAUGACAGCGUUGUGCCUAUGAAGCACAAGUCAUAUUAGUAGUACGCUAGUCAACUUGCUGGUCUUACUGAAUGGUGGCGCGGGUUCAAUUCCUGGCGUCAACGACAUUAUUUUUGGAGAGCUUUAAUGGUGUGCCUGUUUGUAGGCUUUGCGGCCCAUGUUCCGUGGGCCUGUUGUUGAUCCGUGAGUUGGGUCCGUUGGACUGCGAGAUGGAGUGGGGCGGAAGACAUGGGUUGAAACCGGCUUUAUGUCGCGGAAGUAGGUCGCGGGCGGGGCGUGGAUUGGGUGUGUUGGGCCGCGUACUGGUGAGGCGGGCCAGGCUAAUCCUCCGUGCCGGGUCCGGAUGAGGUAAGGCGGGCCGCUAGCAGAAGUUUGGGUCGUGUUGCCGUAGUGGGGGCGGCAAUUGUUUGUACCAUCUAGCUCGAGGCAUGAACAAUAAUAUUUGUUGUGUGGGUUGAAUCGUCAUCUGUUUGUCUGAUCUCGUCGGGAAGGAAAGAACCUGUGGAAAGCAAAGGAUGCUCCCGGAUUAAACUAUGACGAUCAAGUCAGUUUGUGUUUAAAGUGAAAGUUGAGAGAACAAGGUAGAGAGAUAAAGUGUAGAGAGAUAGUGGAAAGUGGAAAGUGAGGAGAGAGAAGAAGUCCCUCUCAAUGGAGAGUUUCAUGCCUUUAUAUACUCGUAGCGGCGUUCGAGCGGAGCACGUUACUGAUUGAGUGCGCCCUUAUUUAGUCCGCGCGUGGAGUAUUUAGUAACACCCCCAACAACAAUGUAUACAAAUUAAUCAUAUAAACAUUACAAACAUAAUAGAUAAAAAUGACAAACUAGAAUGAUAAAUGAUACAAACCGAAUUGAUACAAAAUCAAAAAACAUACUUACGAACAUUACAAAAGCGUCCGAAAAAUAUAACGAAACAAACAUCGCUGAAAAAUCUCCCAUCGCCGGAAUCGUCUCCGCCGUCGUCGAGAAAUUCGUCGAUGACGAAAAACUCUCUCUGGGACGCACCAAAAAUGGUAGCCUCUCUCUCUGGAUGCACCAUAAAUGACAGGAUGCACAAAAAUGAUGGCGCCGAAAAUCCUGUACGACCGUAGGGAAAUACUGGUUGGCUGAGGCGAGGAGGAUAGAACGUGCCACUGUAGAUUCUUUUAAUUUUUAAUUACUAAAAAAUAAAAUAACCCUGAAUCAUGCAAUUACUACACUACUCUUCAUUUAAUUGAAUUAAUUAGAGCCAUUAAAUUUUAAUAAGUUCGAAUGGUUGAGAUCAAAUUAGACAAGUGACUAUGGAACCCCAUUUGUCGCCUGAUAUUAUCCCUGUUUAUUAGCUGCUUUGAAGCCUCCAUAAUCAUCACUCAUAGAGGAUCCGAGGUAGAGGUGGCAAUUGGAUUGGAUUGGUGAAUUGGUGGAUUCAUGGAUCAAAUGGAUUGGUGGAUUCAUGGAUUGGAUCAAGUGGAUUGGUGGAUAUCCAUGAAUCCAAAUGAUAUCCUCAACCAAGGACCAAUAUGUAAAAUGCAAAAAGUUUAGGUAGUCAUAAUGAAAAAUUUUAGGUACCAAAGCGUAAUUUUCCAAUGAUAUUUUUCGUAUAAAAAAUAAAAUUUUAG
Linum trigynum is the source of this 2947-nucleotide messenger RNA. Lineage: Eukaryota; Viridiplantae; Streptophyta; Magnoliopsida; Malpighiales; Linaceae. The record is from the annotation of a GenBank genome assembly.